CACUUUCAAAUCCAAAAGAAUUUGAUUCCAAACAAAGCCAUCUUUGACUGAUUUUAGUUAAACCCACCUUGGAUCUUACUCCACUCUGUGUCUCCAUCAUCACCAAAGAAAUACUCCUCCCAUGAUAUGAUGGAGAGGCAGAGAAGUUUCUCCUUGAUGAAACACACUAGAUUCUUGGUGUUUUCUUUCACCAUCUCCUCCUCUCUAAUCUUUCUUGCCGGUCUCUCCAUCUGGCUCAUCAACACUGCCCCUUCACUCCAUCAAGAAACCCAUUUUCAGUUCAACAAACCCUCAUCUCUUACCACCAUUACAGAUCUCAAACCCUCAACUACUACUGUUCAGACUUCUUUCACUGGUGUGGGUAGAGAUUUUUCAGCAAACCAAGUGUCAAAUUCAAUUCUGUUGGAUGCCCAUUUCACUAGUCCUGAAAAUAAUUCAAGAUUUCAAAGUGGGACGUCUCAAGUUUCAGAUGAUGAAACUGUUCAAAGAGGUAAUUUUACAGGUUUUAGUGCGAAAUUAUCUACAGCCAACGAUGGUGGGAAAAUUACCACUCUGGCCGGGACCCAUCUCAUAAAUCCUGAAAAUGCUUCUUCUGAGUUUAACAGUACCAGUACUGAUUCAAUUUUCAAGGGGCUUCAAAGAAAACAAAGUGAGUCGUCGUCGUCUCAAGUUUCAGUAAUUGGUAGUAAUUUCAGAAUCAGGCAACAUAAUGCAUCCGAGGUUUCAAGUCAUGAGAGAAAUAAAAGAAAUUGUGAUGUUGCAAAGGGGAAGUGGGUUUUUGAUGAUAACUCCUAUCCUUUAUACACAAAUGGUUCAUGCCCCUUUAUUGACGAAGGCUUUAAUUGUCAAGGUAAUGGGAGAUUGGAUCAAGGCUACAUCAAGUGGAGGUGGCAACCACAAGACUGUACCAUUCCAAGGUUCAAUGCAACAAAAAUGCUGGAGUUGAUGAGAGGGAAGAGGAUAGUAUUUGUGGGCGAUUCCAUUAACAGAAAUCAAUGGGAAUCCAUGUUAUGUUUAUUAAUGGGAGCCAUCAAAGAUCCAAAAAGAGUAUACGAGACACAUGGGCGGAGAAUCACCAAAGAGAAGGGAAACUAUAGUUUCAAGUUUGUGGAUUAUCAAUGUACAGUUGAAUACUAUGUGACCCAUUUCUUGGUUCAUGAGAGUAAGGCAAGGGUUGGCAAGAAACGGGUGCAGACAUUACGAAUUGAUGCUAUUGAUAGGGGCUCAUCAAGAUGGAGAGGAGCUGAUAUUCUGGUCUUCAACACUGCACACUGGUGGACACAUUAUAAAACCAAAGCUGGGAUCAAUUACUACCAGGAGAGGGACCAAGUUCAUCCUCGUCUUGAUGUUUUGACAGCUUUUCAAAGAGCUUUAACAACUUGGGCGUUAUGGGUUGACAAGUAUAUCAACCCAAGAAAAACCAGAGUUUUCUUUCGAAGUUCAUCACCUUCCCAUUUCAGAGGAGGUCUAUGGAAUUCUGGUGGUCACUGCAGAGAAGCUACCCAGCCCUUGAAUGAAACUUUAUUUGUCAAUUACCCCGAAAAGAAUAUUAUUGUUGAGGAGGUGUUAAGGAAGAUGAAAACUCCUGUAACCUACUUGAAUAUAACUAGACUGUCAGAAUACAGGAUAGACGGUCAUCCAUCUGUAUAUGGAAGAAAGUCCCGAAACAGCUACUCUUCAAGCAUUCAGGAUUGUAGUCAUUGGUGCCUCCCAGGUGUUCCAGAUAUUUGGAACGAGUUGUUGUAUUUUCAUUUGCAAUUGAAAAGCAGGGAGAGUUUUGCAGAGUGAAGUGAUUUUUAUUUAUUUUUCUUAUAUAUUUUUUAUGAAGUGAUUUGUAUCUCUCAACUAGCACAUUUUUUUUCAUUUGUUUUUCCCUGUUGGGCUAGAAGGGGGUUAUUGCUCGUGCAACCUUUCCAGUCAUCAAGUAUUCUAACUGCUUGGCAUUGUGGCUCCUAAAA
Cornus florida is the source of this 1958-nucleotide messenger RNA. Its product is annotated as protein trichome birefringence-like 6. The record is from RefSeq and is a predicted model, not a curated record. Gene Ontology annotation, molecular function: O-acetyltransferase activity. The transcript is spliced from 5 exons. The coding region runs from base 127 to 1788 and encodes 553 amino acids. Gene Ontology annotation, cellular component: Golgi apparatus. Lineage: Eukaryota; Viridiplantae; Streptophyta; Magnoliopsida; Cornales; Cornaceae.